UUAACCCCUGCACAUUAGAAAAGGAAAAAGGAGUCACCAACUCUUUAGUCCAGUGAGACAGCUCUACGGAGAGCUGUGGUGGAUGAGCUGGGCUCAUCCUGACAUUGGAUCCAAAAGAUCUCACUGGAUCAGUCCAAAGCCCAGAUCCGUUAGACAUCAUGAGGAGGGAAAAAUUACAAAACCAAAAAAGGCCAACUUAACCCCUGCCUGGUAGUUUCAACAUUUUUUCCAGCACAGGGUUUUGCAUUUUCCCUCCAAUUCGACUCCCUUCACAAAUUCUUCUUUUUUUCCCCCUUUAUUUUUAAAAUUCUUUUGUGUGACAUGAAAGAUUCUAUCUUUCUUCUUCCUUCAAUUGCUAAAACCCAUCACAAGAGCACUGAAUUACGUGACAAGAAAGAUAAUAAUCCUUUAUUACCAACAUCGACUUGCAAGAAGCCUAAACAAAUUAAUAAAUCAGCCUUCAUUCAUCUCCAAAGUCUCGACGUCCCUUUAAUUUCACCGGCCACCGGUUCGCCUCUCGACUCAAUCUGCCUCGAACCGGACCGGCCGUAUACAAUCGGUCGAAGUUCAACUGACCCGGACUGUGAUUUUGUGUUCAGCGAUCGCCGUGUUAGCAAGCAACAUUGUCAGAUUUUAUUUGAUAGUGUAAACCGUAAAGUUUACAUUCUCGAUGGAAUAUUAUUAUUGCACAGUAUUAGUAGUAUUCGCGUUGUUAGUGAAUUUCGAAAAAGGUUACGUAAUUAUGAUCAAUUGGAAGGUGAGGAGAAGGAGGGUUUCGAGUGUUUAAGGAUUAGGUUUUCUAUGAAUGGAGUGUUUAUUAAUGGAAUUAGGGUUAAAAGAGGAAUAGUGAGGGAGUUGUGUACUGGAGACGAGGUUUUGUUUGUUUGUGGAAAUGAAGGUUUGUGUAAUUUAGGAGUUCGAAUUGGGUUUUUGAUUCAAGGGGUUGUUUUUAAGGAGGAGGUUGUUAUAGGAUCGAAUGAGAUUCAAUUGGGCAGACCUUGUCUAUUGGGGACAUCAUCAAUGUCAGUGGGACAUUCUCAAGGAUCAGUGUCUAGUGGGAGUAGAACCAAAAGGGUUUUUGCUGUGCGUGCAAAUGAAGUUAUGGCCAAUGAAUAUGAUUUUUUAGAACUGAAACUUGGAGGCAUUGUGAAGAGAGCAAGGUUUUUGGUGAGCCAGUGCAGACAAAUUUUGCAUAGUGGUGACCCCAUAUCUUAUUUUCAGCAAUGUUCUUUAUCAGAUUUUAGAAUGGAGACAAGAGAUGUUUUAAACAGCAAAUUAGAUUGCGGUGCAUGUGGGCGCGUGUGUGAUAAUAGUAGAAUUCCUGUGGUCGAUGGGUCGGAGGUAAAUAAUGCUGCUCUUGUUUUCAGGCAAGCAGCAAAGUGCUGUGAGAACUCGCACAUUAAUCUUAAUAUAGAAAAUAACAAGGAAAUUGGUGACAUGGAGUUUGUAUCCUUUGGAGGUAACAGUAUGUGUCAAAAAGACAUUUCUGAGGUCCAUUUUGAGAUUGAUUUUGAUUAUAGUCACAAGAAGGAUGCGCCUCAUCUAGCUGAUAGCCAGAUGAAAACUCAGGAAAAUUAUUGUCAACUACCUGGAAAGAAAUUUUACCUGAAUCGCCUUCAUUUCAUGGAACAUGGUUCAUUCAGUCAUCAGAAUGUCGUCUCCUUACCAGAACUUCUUCAUCCCAUUGAAAACAUUAUGCGAAUAUUUAUUGCUACUUUUACAAGUGAUAUUUUAUGGUUUUUGUCAUACUGUGAGAUCCCAUCCCACCUGCCUGUGACAAUUGCAUGUCAUAACACUGAGAGAUGUUGGAGUUCCAACCCUGAUAAGCGAAUCUCCAUGCCGUAUUCAAAUUUUCCAAACUUAUCUGUUGUGUUUCCCCCCUUCCCUGAGGCGAUAGCAUUUGGCAAUGACCGUAGGAGACAAGGAAUUGCUUGUCAUCAUCCAAAGUUGCUUGUUUUACAAAGAGAAAAUAGCAUUCGUGUUAUCAUCACUUCUGCAAAUUUAGUGCCAAAUCAGUGGCAUAAUGUGACAAAUACAAUUUGGUGGCAAGAUUUUCCUCGUAGAAGUACACCUGACCUGUCAUCUCUCUUUACUCGCGUUUCUGAUGGAGAAAUAAGUCAAGAUUCAAGAUCUGACUUUGCUGCUCAGCUUGCUGGCUUCAUCGCAUCUCUUGUGAUUGAUGUGCCUAGUCAGGCCCAUUGGGUUGUUGAGUUGACAAAAUACAACUUUGAUGGGGCAUUGGGUUAUCUAGUUGCUUCCAUACCUGGAAUUCAUUCUCGUGGAACUCCUUAUGCUUGUCAAUAUGCAAUGAAGUCUAUUGAUGUGAAGUUCUUGGGCUCGGUUGAAGCAUCUGUUGUUGGUUUAAGCCACCUUUUUCACACUUCAACUGAUACAAAUGGUGCACUGCUUAAAAAAUUGGCUGCUUUCCUUGGGAGAUUUCCUGAAAAUGCAUAUGGAAUGUCAGAGAUUAUUUUAAGAAGAAAUACCAAUGUGCCAGCAGAUGUGAAUGCUGUGAGCAUUCUUAUUCCCAAUCCUGAUAAAUUUUCUGGAGAUUGUGUUCAACUGGGUUUUCUCCCUAGAUAUGUUGCGAAGUGGGUUUCUCCAUUAUGGGAUAGUGGAUUUUUCAAAUUCUCUGGAUACAUUCAUCCUAAAGAAGCACUUGAAGCUGCUUCAGGAGGAAACGACAUGCGAGUCCAGUUGAUAUUACAUGUGGCACAGGGGCCUUGCUUUCCAGACAUAAUGAAAAUGAUGCUACCUCAACAUGUUAUUGCAGUUUGUUCUCUCGUUGCUUCAAUUCAGAGAUGUACAGGCCUUUGGCGACUGCAAGAGGUUCUAGAUCAGUACAAAUGGCCUGAAGUGGAGCAAUCUGAUUUUAUUUAUGGCUCAUCCUCAAUAGGGUCAUCCAUCAAUGCUCAAUUCCUGUCGGCUUUUUCGGCAGCCGCUGGAAAGAGAUCAUUGCAACUCUUUGAUUCAGAAGAAUCAGAUCCAGAGUGGGGCUGCUGGACUAAGAGUCAAGAAUUGAGAAAUCCGUCCAUUAGAAUCAUUUUCCCUACAAUUGAGAGGGUGAAAAAUGCAUGCAAUGGGAUCUUGUCUUCAAGGCGCAUUCUUUGCUUCUCAGAGAAUACAUGGCAAAGGUUGAGAUCCGCAGAAAUACUUCACGAUGCAGUUCCUCAUCCUUAUGAUAGAGUUGGGCACCCAAUGCAUGUCAAGGUGGCUCGGAGAUGCUUUCAGUCCAAGACAGACGUAUCUUCUUCUGGUUGGGUCUAUUGUGGGUCACAUAAUUUUAGUGCUGCUGCCUGGGGAAGGCCUAUAUGCCAUCCAUUUGGCCUAAAGUCGAAUGAACCUGGGAAAACUAACCUUUCUUCAGGUUUGAGGCUUCAUGUUUGUAACUAUGAGCUAGGAAUCAUUUUUGUCUUUCCUCCGUCAAGGACAAAGGGCAUUGACAACAAAGAUGCUGCUACCUUGGAUGAUGUUGUUUUGCCUUUUGUUGUGCCAGCUCCAAAAUAUGGACCAACAGAUUGGCCAGCAACAAAGAAAGCUAUGAGAGAGGCUUUGAUUGAACUCAAUGAUCAAGAGAGAGAAAAACUUGUAGAAUUAGCAAAUUUUGAAGAGACAACUGAAGAAAUUCCUGAUGAAGAGGAAGUUGUCGAAGCAACUCAUUAUGUUGUAGAGGAGAAGGAAGAGGAGAAAGCUUAUGCUGAGAUGCUAUGGAGCCAAGUCGCCUCGUCUCAGAGCUGUUGAUUUCCUGUGAGGAACAGGGUUAAAAAAGGAUCUCCAGGAGUGACUAAUAAAUGUUAUUUCGAAUGACAAAUGCCUAAGAUACACAGUAGAUUCACUGUAGAAAUCUGAUAUUCUUUGGAAAUGGGGGGAAAGGCCGUCGGAAAUUUCAAUUCAUUAUUGUAGAAAUUACACCUGUACAUUGAGAGAUUAGUGGACUGCAGAUACUGCUAUUCAAUUUGCAUACAGAGAAUCCCGAGUGUAUAGUAACAUGCCCUUGUUCUGUAGGGAAUGUCGUUCAGAAAUUCAGAUAUCAUUCCUUUUGUAAUCCGUUAUUAUCCUGUUCAUUAUUUGAAUAUUUUUCCAAAGAAGGAAGAUUGCAAAUUAUGGAGACCAUAUUUACUCAAGUGGCAUUGUUCCACUUGUAUA
This is a messenger RNA of Ricinus communis (castor bean), 4146 nucleotides long. RefSeq lists its product as uncharacterized. The transcript is spliced from 12 exons. The coding region runs from base 322 to 3741 and encodes 1139 amino acids. Gene Ontology annotation, biological process: DNA repair. The record is from RefSeq and is a predicted model, not a curated record. Gene Ontology annotation, cellular component: nucleus. Gene Ontology annotation, molecular function: hydrolase activity, acting on acid anhydrides, in phosphorus-containing anhydrides; phosphoric diester hydrolase activity; nucleic acid binding. Lineage: Eukaryota; Viridiplantae; Streptophyta; Magnoliopsida; Malpighiales; Euphorbiaceae.